Molecule: messenger RNA, 1155 nt
Organism: Symbiodinium natans
Lineage: Eukaryota; Dinophyceae; Suessiales; Symbiodiniaceae
Source: the annotation of a GenBank genome assembly
AUGCUCUGCAUUCUCAUUCUCCUUUUCGUGCGGCACAACAUCAAGAAUGAAGUGCAUCAUCACAUCAUCAGCUUCCAGAUCUGCAUUGCAGCUUAUGUUGAGAUUGCCAAUGCCUUGCUGGAUGUGCUUGCAAGAACCUUGACGGAUCAAGAGAAUCAUCGGACACAAACAGAAUAUGAAACAGCUCUCCUUUGCAAGGGGAUGGUGCUCAAGUUCGUGAACUCCUUCUUCGCCCUCUAUUACGUGGCCUUCUUCAAGGAGCAUCAGACGCUUUUCAGUGAGCCCAUGGAGUGCCUCAGAGACCAGUGCUUCCUGGACAUCCAAGCACAGCUGGGAAUCUUCGUGCUCUUCCGACUCUUAGUUUCCAACGUGGUUGAGCACUACUAUCCAAAAGUUCGCCUUUGGCUUCGGAGUUUGUCUUCGCAUGACAAGAUCACCUUCCAGACGUUGUACCACGGCCAUGCCCUGGAGUUGGCGGAGAUGUCGGCGACAGAGCAGCAGGCCAAGAAGGAGAGUCACCGCAACUUCGAUCAGUUUGACGAGAUGCUCCUGACGCAUGGCUAUGCCACACUCUUUGCAGUCACAUCCCCUUGGGUAUGCACUGCAACACUGUUGGCCGUCCUGGUGGAGAUCUGGGUUGACAUGAGAAGUCUCCUGGACAACAGGCAGCGCCCCUUCCCAACGCAGGCGCGCAACAACGAGCCUUGGGGUACCGCCUUUGAAAUCUACGGCGUGAUGGCAGCACUGACAAACGUGUUGUUGCUCAUCUUCACGUCCUCGCAGUACUCCAGCUGGACCAUCACUGAGAAGAUCGUCUUCUUUGCCUUCCUGGAGCACUUGAUCUUUGGCGCACGGUUGUUCGUUCAGAUCAUCUUCCCUCAGGUGCCGCAGGCCGUGGAGGUUCUGUCUCUCAAACAAGACAGUGUGGUCCACCGAUGCUUGGAGGGCAUCAAGGUGGAAAGCAACACGGACUUCAGUCUCUUUAGGGAAAGCCGUGUACAGGAGGACGUGCAGGUAUUCGGAUAUGACCUCCUCGAAACAGAUGAGGCUGACCUGACCUUGUCUUUGCGAGACAGUGGCAAGUCCAUGUACCAGGGAGUGAUUGACGAGGUUGGCACUCUGCGAGUCAACAUCGGCAUGCCAGUGAGCAAGUGA